Messenger RNA from Trematosphaeria pertusa, 721 nucleotides. RefSeq lists its product as uncharacterized. Bases 1 to 714 code for a protein of 237 amino acids. The transcript has 4 exons. The record is from RefSeq and is a predicted model, not a curated record. NCBI's taxonomy places the organism in Eukaryota, Fungi, Ascomycota, Dothideomycetes, Pleosporales, Trematosphaeriaceae.
AUGCAACUCCACUCCAUCUUCCUCACGCUCCUUGCCUUGAAAGGCGUCAAAGCAGCUGUGGACGAGCCUUGCUACGGCGCGAAUGGAGUAGCCGGCGUCUGUCUCUCCUCCUCAGCCUGCUCCGCCUCGGGCGGCACCAGCAUCAGCGGCGCCUGCCCCGCCGACCCCGCCGACGUAAAGUGCUGCAGCAAGCCGUCCUGCGGCUCCAGCCCUGGCAACUGCCGCUGGAGCAGCGACUGCGCCGGCAGCUCGCUGUCGAACCUCUGCCCCGGCCCCGGCGGCUUCAAGUGUUGCCAGUCCAGCGCGCAAGGCUUUGGUGGCUACGCCGCGCCCGCAAUCCCCGCCGUUGGAUCUUGCACGCAGACGGCCGUUGAUGGCGCGAAGAAAAUCGUUGCUGCGUUCCCGGGACGCGUGCGCCAGGUAUAUUGUAUCCGCGACUGUGCGUGCGGAUCUGGCAGUGAUCAUUGCUGCGGGAAGGCGACGGAUAUGAUGUGCUCAGAUGCCGGUGGUACGCCCACCAUCUCCGGCCGCGAGAUCGCAGAGUGGGUCAUGAACAACCGGGGCUCGCUGAACCUCAAGUAUGUCAUCUGGGGCCAGCGCAUCUGGAACCCCUCGCAGGACGGCGUCAAGGCCUGGACGUCGUGGAGGGCGAUGGAGGAUAGGGGUGAUGUGACGCAGAACCACUGGGAUCAUGUGCAUGUUAGUUAUAACUAAGUGGAAG